AGAUUUCGCCUUGUAAAACUAUUGCCAGAACUACUCAAACUUGGAGUACUUUCUAUGCGCACGGUGUUGCGAACGCUGGAUACCGUCGUUGGAAUCGUUGUCGUUUCAAGUCCAAGAUCAGGACUUAUGGAGUUGUCUUCGGGAGGCAUAGGUAUCUGAGGAGUUGUUGGUGCGUUUGGGAUCAUGUCAGAAAAGCGCCUUGUGUCCUGACUGACAUUUUCCUCCGAAAUAUUCGAGUCUGUCGUUGUAGGGCUAGGCGAACAUGAUGUCCUCGCUGAUCUCGAUGAACUAGACGCUGUGUUCUUAUUACUUUUCUCUGCAAGUUUCUUUCCAUACAAAUGUACGCGAUUCCGCCGGUUUGGUGGUAGUCGCCCCAUAGCACAAAAUACGUUUUCGAUGUAAAUAAAUCGCGUAAAAUUCAAUGUACUUUACACAAUGUACGUGUGUCGUUGAAUAAUUCAUGGCAAGUUAGCGCCAAAAUUUCAAAUCCGAUAUCCUUGCUCCCAAAUCAUGAACUUUGGUCGGUCAGGGAGUUGCGACGUGAAUGACACGUGAAAGUCAUAUGAACAUUAAAUCUCAAAUUUUGAUUAUCAUUAUGCUUGCGGGCGGACGGGUAUUAGCUUUAUUCGAUAUCGAUAUAUUUUAAGCUUCCAAUCAAUAUUUGAUCCCAUGAGUGAAAAAAGAAAGUACUGUGGACAUUGUCAAGAGUUUGUUACGCUAAGAACAUAUCGUACGCACGAAAAGCUAUUUUUUAUCAAAGAAACAGGUGUUUGGAAAACAUGUGUCGUUUCUUCGGAUGAAGAAGAUGAACACUCCAUUCGAGAGCAUAUUAAUGAUAGUUCCCAAGACGAAUGUGAAGGAAAGUUCCCUAAAGACAAAGGAGACGGCGUUGGUUCGGAUUGCUUUCAUGUAUCCGAUUGUCAAUCCAGUGUUUGUUCAGAUGAUGAUGACUCGUCAGAUACAGAGUGGUUGUAUAAAGAGCGUGUAUUUCCAAUUAACCCAGAAAUUUGGGAGAUUUCUGAAGAGGAUAUCAAUGUUGACCUUGAGAGAAACUCUAUACCACAUGUUUCCAACGAUCUUAAAGGUAAUGCAUCUAAUCCAGUAAAGAAUAUUUUGCGUUGGGCACUUGUAUUUUUGUCUAUAUGGGCUGCCCAUUGCAAAAUUUCAGAAACUGCACUGGAGUUGCUAUUGUCAUUUCUUCAUCGUUGGUUUACUGUUUUGGGGACAAUCUUUCCACCGUUUGCUGUUUUUAUAUCUUUUCCAACUACUAUAUCAUCGCUACGUACAUAUCUUGGCAUCGAAAAAGACAGCUUUACCAAAUACGUUGUCUGUAACAAAUGUUCCAGUUUAUAUUCAUUUCACGACUGCUACGAGUUAAAGUAUGGCAAAAAAGUGACCAAAAAAUGUCAGUUUAUUUCAUUUCCUCAUCAUCGCCAAGUUCACCGCAGGCAGCGUUGUAACGAGCCGCUAUUAAGAGAAGUUGUGUUAAAGAACGGAAAGUGCCAUUUGUACCCAUUCAAAAUAUUUUGCUAUAAAAGUAUAUCGGAAACACUGAAGAAUAUGAUAAGCAGAAAUGGAUUUCGCCAGAAGUGUGAACUGUGGAGAAGUAGAGAAGUUCCUAAUGGUUUUCUAGCUGAUGUUUUUGAUGGACGUGUUUGGCGAGAGUGGCAAUUCGUUGAAGGUAAACCUUUCUUAGCUGCCCCUGAUAACUAUGCUUUGAUGCUUAACGUGGACUGGUUUCAGCCAUUCAAACAUUCCGUCUACAGCGUUGGGGCCAUGUAUUUGGUUAUAAUGAACUUACCCAGGAGCGACAGAUUUAAGCCUGAAAAUGUCCUGUUGGUAGGUCUGAUUCCAGGUCCUAAAGAACCAUCGUUGAACAUAAAUACGUACCUCAAGCCCAUGGUGACAGAACUAAAUUUGUUAUGGACGGACGGUAUAAAUAUUAACUCUGAAAUUUGCAUUCGUGCUGCCUUAUUGUGUAUAGCGUGCGAUCUACCUGCCGUUCGAAAAGUGUGUGGAUUUACUGGUCAUGGGGCCCGCAAUGGAUGCUCCAAGUGCAAGAAAGCAUUUCUUGGGGUAGUAGGGAAAAUGGAUUUUUCUGGGUUUGAACCUUCCCCGCCUAGAAAGAAUGCUGAGCAUCGACAACAAGCUCAAGAAGUGCUUAACCAGACAAGUAUGACCGAUCAAGCUAAAGCUGAACAGCGUUAUGGCACAAGGUUCACGGAGCUUAUGAUGUUGCCUUAUUUUGAUUGCGUACGGUAUCAUGUUGUCGAUCCAAUGCACAACCUGUUUCUGGGAACUUCCAAGCAUUUAAUGAAGAAUAUUUGGUUGCAAGGCGAAACACCACUUAUUGAAAGGAAGGAUCUUAUGAACAUCCAGAAAAAGUUGGAUACUAUCAAAGCACCGUCAUCUAUUGGUAGAAUGCCUAAGAAAAUCGAAAAUAGUUAUGGCGGAUUUACCGCUGAUCAGUGGAAAACGUGGACAAUUCUCUUUUCAGUGUUUAGUCUUUGGAAUGUAUUACCAGAUGAGCAUCUCAAAUUAUGGCAUGAUUUUGUUAUGGCUUGCAUCUUGUAUUGUGCUCCUGUCAUCACAGAAGGAAGAGCAGAAUUGGGACACUCGCACAUUUUAAAAUUCUGCAAGGGCUUUGAAAAUCUUUAUGGAAAAGAGAAGGUCACGCCAAACAUGCAUAUGCACACCCACAUUCUCGACUGCAUUUUGGAUUACGGACCUGUAUAUUCGUUUUGGCUAUUCAGUUUUGAGCGGUACAAUGGUCUUUUGGGCGAAAUUGUUACCAAUCAGAGGUCAGUAGAAGUACAGUUAAUGAGAAAGUUUACGUCCGAACAGUUCGUAAGAAACUUGGAGCGGCCAGUUCAAUUUGGUGAUUCGUUUUUACCUAUAUUUGAAAAACUAAAUAUUAAGAACACUGGAACGCUUGCCUCUGAGCUGGAAGACAUGAAAACAAAAGAAGUGAUAGAGACUAGUAUGCUUGCCAUUGGUCCUGUCCGAAAGAACGACUCACGAUGGAGAAUCGAUGAAAGGAAGACUGUGUAUGAACUGCGUUGUCCCUAUUCCUUAGAAAGCUUCGACGCAGAGGAUCUUGCCUUAAUCACAAGAGUGUAUAUGGAAAUAUUUGAUGGACUAAACGUAGAAUCAGUUACCACACACUUUAAUCGUUAUGCUGGUGUCUUUUUCGCGGGGGAAUAUUUUGGGUCUCUGAACUCCCGGGGAGAGAGAUCAUGUUACAUAAUGGCUAGAUGGUGCAGUCUUGGUGGGGUCAUUGAUAAAGCGGGUACGGAUCUUAGACCAGGUGUUAUUGACUAUAUUCUUGAGCAGAGUAUAGAGGUUAAUGAUAAUCGCGUGAAAUGUAUACUUGCGGCCGUAAGAUGGUUUUCAGUACAUCCCCAAAGACAUAAAUUGGGAUCCCCAACUGAAGUAUGGUGCAGAAAUGUCUGGGAGUUAGAUGGCUGUGCAAGUUUUAUUCCAGUGCAAAGGAUCUUUUGUAGGUUUGUCCCUGUUUAUGAUGUUGUUGACGGAGAGAGAGUUUUAAUUGUGUGCCCAGUUCCGCGCAAGUUUCAGUGUUGACCGGAUUUGCCAGAACAUCUCCAUUAAAACGUCGAAUUUGACUAUACAUUUAACCAGUUGAAAUGCUCACCAUUGCAUGCAAAAUUCGCGCAAUGCCCAAUAAGGUUAUUCAAAUAAAUU
Messenger RNA from Dendronephthya gigantea, 3702 nucleotides. RefSeq lists its product as uncharacterized. The record is from RefSeq and is a predicted model, not a curated record. The transcript has 2 exons. Bases 670 to 3582 code for a protein of 970 amino acids. Lineage: Eukaryota; Metazoa; Cnidaria; Anthozoa; Malacalcyonacea; Nephtheidae.